UGACCGUGGCGAAAGGAGCGCAACCUAGGUGAGGACCCACCCACCCCUACGUCCAGUCGUCCAGCGGAGUGCUUCUACUGCUCAAUGCUUGCAAGCUGGAAAUAACUCACCAACCCUCCCUCUAUGCCUUUGUGGCCCCAUCCCCUGCUGUGACCAUGGAGACUCUCAGCAGCUGUCGGACUACCUUCCUCUCUGAUCUGGUGCCCAGUGGUUACCUGGUUCAGGUCUUCCCAGGCCACCCUGAGGUAGAAGGCCUGGCCAGGGAGGUAGGUCUGGAGAAGUCUGAGCAGUGUGAUCAAGGUGAUUUGAGCUCCAGGGAAGAGAAUGGUCAGAACAAGAAGAAAAUAAAAGUCAACAAGAUCUGGAAUUUUAUGAGUCGUAGAAAAGGGGCCUCCAGUCAAGAGAAGAGACCCCAGUCCAUGAUUUUACUGGGAGACACUUCCAGACCAUCAGAGUUGAAGCCCAAAGUCACAUUAAAGGAUCGAAUGAAGUCAUUCAAGAGGCUGAAGCCUUCAACUGGGGCCUCCAAGAAUACUACUCCUAGGAGCAGCAAGGUCCAGGAACCCCAGGAGGUGUCACAUAUUUACCAGAUGAGAAAGGCCCAGGAGGCCUCAAAGCCUUUUCGUUAUUCCUACUCAGGACACACUGAGGGCCUGGAGCCCUUCCUUGCAGAUGUGCAAAGACUGAUGCCCAAGAACCAGAAAGUGUUGGCCUUUGAUGAUUUUGGCAUCCAUGUGGAGGAGGAUCACUGGGAAAAAGAGUCCUCUGAGCAGCCUGCUAGGGGCAGGUGGGCCAGGAGCUACCUGAAACACACAUUCCCUGGAGACUGUGAAACCCCACAUAGAUCAGCUGGAGACUCCAGAAUCCAGGAUCCUGAGUCUGCCAUUAAGGCCUCCACCUUAGAAGGGAAUGUGGAAAGGGGCUACGAGGAGAGCCUUAGGCACCUGCGUAGAGACAAGGCUGUGCCUUUUGGUAGUGUUGUCAAGUUCUUCAGCAGUGUGGCUGAGGUGGCCCGCAAGUGGCGUGCAUUAUCCCGGGAAGAGCUGCAGAUGAGCCACCAGCGUGGCAAGACCUACUUCAUCAGUGGUGGCAGUGAAGCCCUCAUCAUAGAGGGUGCUGCCUCCCAGGCCUCCUUCCCACUCAGCCAGAGCCCUGAGGUUAUGGUAUGGGGCAGUGUCAUUGAGAGGUGCCAGCACUGUCACCAAAAGGCCUCAAAAGCCUCAUGCACAUUUGAAAUGAGCAUUGAGGGCAAGAAGACUUUGGGCCAGGCCCUUGAAGACCCCUGCACUGCUGCUGCCUUAGUCUCAACCUCCAACUCACCUGUCUUUGAGCUCCAGGAUGACCCAACUCCACAGACUGGGUGCAGUUGCCAUUAUGGCCAUGCCUUCACCAAGGAGAACUCCUCAGAGGAACUCGAUGAAGACAUUGAGACUGUGAUCAACGUCCUUAAGGAAGAUGACAGUGCUGGACAGUCCCCUGAGCUGGGCACCUGUGCCAAGUUAAACACAAAAGCUGUCAUGGAGAAACUAGAAGAGAAACCCAAUGAGAUGGAGAAACCAGAGGCCUGCAAGGGGCCCGGGGCAUCUAUCCAGGCAGAACAGCCCCAGGAUUCUGACUUGGAUAUGAGAACAGCAAGUGCAGAGAGGAAAGCCAGCAAGUCCAGUACUGGAGUCCUGGGUACUCAGACUUUCUUUCCCCCAGCUGAACCAUCACCAAGGACGGCACCACUCAAAAUCCUUCUGGAAAAAUGCCAUUCUCUGUCUAUCUCACAGAACAUCCCCAUGGAGCUGGAUAAAGUGGGUUGGAGGAGAUCCAAGAAGCUUUGCACAGAUAACUUGGACCAGGGCUCCAAGACACUAGAAACCUGCAAGAACAUUGGUGGAUACUUGAAACCUCAGGGACCAGGAACUGAGCAUAUUAAUGAGACAAAUUGCAAAUAUUAG
Molecule: messenger RNA, 1943 nt
Organism: Capra hircus (goat)
Lineage: Eukaryota; Metazoa; Chordata; Mammalia; Artiodactyla; Bovidae
Exons: 5
Coding region: 156-1943 (595 amino acids)
Source: RefSeq, a predicted model, not a curated record